Messenger RNA from Mytilus californianus (California mussel), 6254 nucleotides. RefSeq lists its product as uncharacterized. Lineage: Eukaryota; Metazoa; Mollusca; Bivalvia; Mytilida; Mytilidae. The record is from RefSeq and is a predicted model, not a curated record. The transcript has 13 exons. The coding region runs from base 136 to 3306 and encodes 1056 amino acids.
GAGCUCUCCAACGUGAAGGUAGAAGUGCCUGGGCUGUCAUAGGAUUUGGCAGGCUAAUUUUCGAAUGGGCUAGUCUCACUACUAAUGGCCAUCUGCUGAAACUGUUCCCACUUUGUUCCCUUAUAGAUAGAAAUCAUGGCUAAUGAGGCAUCUGCAGAGUUGUUCCUUGAUAUCCUGACCAAGGAGGAAAGGGAAGCAUUAUUGAAUAAAAAGAUGGAAGAAAUCAGAAAAAAGAAUGACGCCUUAAGAAAAAGACACGAGGAAAUACAAAAAGACAAGAAAGUAGCAGCUUCAUUGUCCAAGCCAUUACCAACUGAUCCCUCCGGCAGUAACUCACCUACGAAAGAAAAACAGACAUAUCCAAAUGACAGAAAUUAUACAGACAACAAGAAAAAUAAUAAACCAGCUGGAAGAGGGAAGCCACGCCCUAAAUCAGGUGGUGAUUUCAAUCAUGUUCAGGAUAUGCAUAUAACUAGAAAUUCCGAGUCCAGAAAUGUGCAGCUAAAGGAUGAUAAUAAUCGAUUUCAGAACUCUGGGGACGACGAAUAUAGGUUUAGACAGGACACCCCUAAACGAUUUAGUUUUGGGGAAAAUGAUAGACCACAAGAUUUCAGAUUUGGAGAGCAUGAUGACAGAGAUGCAAGUCCUGAAAAUAAACAUUACAAUAACGACAGACGAGGUGGAAAUCGUAGAAACUUUCGCGGUCGUGGUUCAAGGGGAGGAAGGGGUGGCAGUAGUGAUCAUUACAAAGAGAACAGAUCUGAUGAUUAUAACAGGCAGGACUCUUGGAACAGUAAUGAGGAUUAUCAUGAUAAAAGGGAAUUUCGCAAAAGUGGCGAUUUUAGCCACAGACAGGAUUCUCGAGGUCGUGGACGAGGGAGAAAUGACUACAACAGACAGGACUCUAGAAGUAGUGGGGAAGAUUUCUAUGAGAAACGUGACUUUCGUAACAGUGGUGAAUUUAAUAGACAGGACUCUAGAGGUAGAGGUGGUGGGAACCAGUACAAUAGACAGGGAUCUAAUGGGAACAGAUACAGUGGGGAGUUUAAGAGGAAUACUUACAAUGAUAACAGGGAACAGUUUGAUGAUUCUGAAUUUGAUCAACCAAGGAAAAGACCACAUGGUGGGGCACAUGAUUACCAUGACGAUAGACCUGAAGGACCUCCUCCAGAUCCCCAAUACAACUUUUUGUCAGACAGGUCAAGGGAGGGAAUGCACAAACAACAGGACAGAUCAGAUAGGAGAGAACCUCCUAGAAGACACCCAAAAAAUUUUGGUGGUCAGGAUUUUAGCAAUGUGAAGAAUCAAAUGAAAAAUGUCAAAGAAAGACAAAAUAGAAAUGGACCUCCUAAAUCAAAGUUUGAAAUGACCGUCACUAUGACAGGGAAAGAAAGAAGAGAGUAUAUGGAAUGGAAAGCUGACAGGGAUCGUGUAGAUAAUGCCAGGAUAGAAAGACAAAAAUCUUCUUCUGGAGAAUGGAAACGAGAGUGGGAUAAAGAAAAAUUUGAAUCUGAUGAAGCAAAACAAACAGAACCAGCAAAAAGACCAGCUGGUCGUAUUGGAAGUGGUCGAUUUGACCGAGGUGAGAAGGAUGAGAGACAGAAAGGUACAGUUUCUCCAGAAGAAGCUCCUAGGGGAAGUUCAGAUAAAGGACGUCAAAGACCUGAAACACCAACAAAGACCAGAGGAGAGGCCCCACUGAAAGGACGAGGAAACAGACAUCCUGAAACCCCACCAAGAAUGGCUGGGCGUGGCAGAGGCAGGGGAAGGGGUAAGGCCAAGUCUGCCAAUGAAGCUAAACCCCAGAGAGUAAGGUCAACGUCAUCUGGUGAUGAUCGUGUGGUUAAUUGUGAUUCAGAUUUACUAGUGAUCAAGUUAGAUAAUACACCUGGAGAUAAUAGUGUUGAGGUGGAAUAUUCUGAUGGUGAGGCCCCAGUGAGGAAAUCUUCAAACGGAAAACAAAAAAGGGGUGGAGCCACUGGAACAGCUUCUCAUGGAGCUCAGACAGAAGAGUUGUGGUGGGAUGAGGAUGACGAUUUAACAAUGAGUUUGAUUCAGGAUGGUCUAGAGGGUGAUGAUGUUCUGGAACAUAGACCUCUUUUUGAUGAUGGGGAGCAUGAGGGUGAAGAAGAUACACAUGAACUUGUUGUUGGUGAUGAUGAGGAUGAGUGGGAGGAUUGUGACGAUGACUCGUUCUAUUCAACGGAAAAGAGUCAGACAUCAACAGAUUCAAGGGAAGGUUACCAUGGUAAUCAAUUGACAGUUAAUACUCAGCUCAAUCCAGAUGCACCAGAAUUUACACCAACAUCUCCAUUAUCAUCGCCUUCUUCAAGGUCACCCAGAGAAAAACGUUUAAAAACAAAACACGGACAAAAUGGUCAAAGAUCAAAAACAGAAGAACAGAACAAAAGCAGCUCUAAGAAAAAUGAUGAUAAAAAUGUGGGACAAAAAUCUAAAACAAGUCAGCAAGUUUCAGAUAAUGAAACAGCUAAUGACCAAAAGGGAACAGAGAAAAAAAAGGAAGGUUGUGAAAUGAGUGGUCAAGACACCACUGACCAAAAGGUCAGUGAAGACACUAGUGGUCAGGAGGCCAAAGAUGGAACUGACCAAAAGGUCAGAAAGAACACUGAAGUGUCAAAAGGACAAAAUGACCUCCAGGAAGGAGGCAAAGUUAAAAUGGAUAGUUCAAAGGAAACUGAUUCAUUGAUAAAAUCCAAGGAGGAUUUAAGUACUUCAUCAAGUAAUGAUGAUGAUAAAGAUCAAAAAGCCCAUUCAGAAACUGCCAGUAAAGGCAAAGACAACACCUCAGCAGAGGGUGUUGUGACGAGAGAGGUAGACACCUCUGGAUCUGUAAGUGGUGGAGAUAAUGCUACUAAGGAGGAAAGUGUUGGAGACAACACUUCCAAAUCAGAAGGUGGUUCCGAGGACACCUCAGUAGUUGGUGACAAAGACACCACAGAGGUUGGUACCAAGGACACCACAGUAGUAGGUUCUGAGGACACUACAGUAGUUGGUUCCAAGGACACCACAGAAGUUGGUUCCAAGGACACCACAGAGUUUGGUUCCAAGGACACCACAGAAGUUGGUUCUGAGGACACCACAUUGGUUGGAACCGAUAAUACUGUAGCAGUUGGUGCCACAGACACCAAAGAAAUUGAUACAGAGGACACAAUGGCUGUGGAUGACAGCUGUUCAGGAGCUGGCACCAUGGAGCAGAUGGCCGACAAAGAGACUAAUGAAGACUUUGUCAAUGAUAAAAUAUUAGAAGAAUCAUCAAAAGAUGACCAAAAGGAACCUGACCAAUAGUUCCUUUUCAAACUGACAGAUAACAGCCUGGAGCAGAUUGUCAGUUUACUUUUCGACGACUGAUCUAUAACAGAUAUGGUCCUUCCAUAUAUAUGAUUUUCGCUAUAGAGUUAUCCCUGUUUGGAACUACUAAUAUCUAUACUGCUGUAUGUUAAUUCUAGUUUUAUUACGUUAUAUCUAUUAUGUAAACUCUAGUUUUCAAGUAUGGUAUCAUUUAUUUAAGUGUCUCUGUUUAUUAUCAUUUAAACAAAAUUACUCAAUAUCUUUUUAUCAUUUCAAAAAAAAUUGUUUAAUAUUUUUUUUUUAUCAUUUAAAAGUGUCCAGUUCGACAUGGUUUUAACAUAUCUGCUUCAGAAAUAUCAAUUUAAUAAAUCAUUUUAUAAAAAAAAAUGUCGUUCGAAUAGAAAUCAUGAAAUGUCAGCUUAUUUUCCUUUGUAAAAUUUUUUUGACAAAAGCAAUAAAUGUAUUUAUAUUUACUGAUUCAUUUAAGAAUUAAAAACUUUCAGUCAAACUGAAAUUGAAUAAUUAUGAAUAUAUAAAAAGAUUUAAUAUUUGCAUGUCUUUUUGUUGUUAAAAUAAUUCUUCAAGAAUUUCCUUUAAAGUUUUCUUUUUUAUAUGUCCAUCUGUGAUAAAAAUUAAUAUAAAUAAUCAAAUCACUUGUGAAAAUCUUUGAUUAAUUUUCUUUAAAAAAAAUUGUUUGGGGUGUUUAUACAUUUGAAAUAAGGCUUACAACAACUAAAGAUCUGAAAAUAUAUAUUUGAAAAUGUUUUUAUUUAUUUUCAUAAUAAUUAUCAAGUUAUCAAAACUAUAUUUUUUACCAAUUACUAUUAAUUAGCAUACCUUAAUAAAAUGUAAAAAAAAUAUGAUUUUUUUUUUAAAAACAAAUUUUUUUUUAAGUCCUUUCGUUAUUUAAAAAAAAGUGCCUUUUACUUAUACAAGUGGUUGUAUUGUUAUAUCAUGACAGUUUCAUACUUAUCUCUUGUUUAUGUCACAAAGCAUGUACAUGUACCAAUUUUCCUACAUUUUUUAAAAAUUUGAACAGAAGCUGUUUGAAAAACUGCUAGAUAUUGAAAUGAAACUUGAUCAUCACAUAUUAAGAUGGAUACUACAUAUAAAAGGUUUUUUUAACAAAAAAAUCUUAAAGAAACAUGAAGUCAUAAGUCAUAACCAUUUCAUUAAAACUUGUGAUAGGCAGAUGUUUUUGUGUGAAAAGAGCCACAGAUUUCCAUACUUUCAUGAAAAAAGGUACAUGACAUAGGUUUGGACUUUUAAUAAAAUUUAUACUAUAAAUUGGUGCUUCACUUGCAUUGUUAUCUAACUUUUGCAGGUUUUGAUGUUGUAUUCUGCAUGUAAUUGCCAAACUGUUGUAUAAAGUGUUCAGCAAAUUAUUGUUACAGCAAACUUGCCCCAAUUGUUUGUUGUUAAAACUGUUAUUGUGUGUUUUUUUACUAUUUCUUUUUUUGCUUUAUACCUUUUGUAUUCUGAUUCAGGGGAUAAGCAAAUAGAAUUGUGCUGAAAAAAUUAUGAGAAAUAUAAGAAUGAAAAUUAAAAAUGACUCAUUUGCUUAUCAGGUUAUGAAUUAGCUGUUGAAGAAAUUUGUAAAUGAUGUUUUUACAUGUAAUUUUAAGUCAAUGUGUUUUAGAUUUUUUGUUGAUGUAAACAUAAAAGGUACACAUGUGAAGAAAUAGGUGGACAGCUUUCAGUUGCUUUUUAUAAAAAUGAUGUUUAUAAACAUUUUAUAAGCACAAAAAGUACCAUUGUGAUUUUUUUUUUAAAUCUGAAAUAUGGUCCCUUAUAUUCUAUUUUAAAAAUUAAUUUUAUUUAUUUGAAUUUUAAUAUAUAGAACAGGAUUGUACAUAUUUAAUUUUCAGAACCAACAUCUAAGUUGAGGUUUUGCUAUUUAUUUCCUAUUUAUUUUAAAUUCCAAUUUUUUUUUUACUUCUAGUUUUUUACAAGCUUAAGAUAUCCAAAGAUAAUUGUAUCAGAAAAGAUGUGUGAAAAAUGCUUUAGAUCUGAUUCAAACACUACAUUAACAUAGAAGAGACAAAAAAGAAACAAAUUCAUCAUUUUAUUGUAAAUUGGAAGUUUAUAAGGGCAUUAUUUAAAAGGUUUAAAUUUAUUGUAUCAUGCACAUUUCAUUAUAAAAUCUAUCUCGAUUCCAGUAAACAAAGAGAAGGUACGGUAAAAGCCAUUAUUUGGCCCCUCAUAAAUGCAAGAUUGAAAAAAUGUUCAAUGUUAAUUUUAUUGAUGAAUAAAUAGAACCAAAUACCGGUAGUCUUUAAAAAAAAAAACCUGAAUAUUUGACCAAAAACCAAGAGAGGUUAAAAGAAGUUGAAAAAUGAAGAAACAAAACAACCUCAAGAGAUGCACACAUUUAUUUCUGACUUUACAGUAAUACAUUUGUACAUCAUAUAUAUAAUUCAUACGUUUGGUCAUUUAGUAAAUCAUGAGUCAUAUAUUAAAUGCAAUUUGAUAUUAUUACCACCAGAUAUUUUUGUGUUACUUUUUUUUUUUGUGUUAAAAUUAACAAACAUUGUUUUUUUUGGGUCAAAUUUUCUUAUGUUGUUGUAUACAUGAAAAUUAGACUGGGAUAGAACAACACAAUUAUCAGAGUUAAGCUAUAUUAUUCUUAUGGAUCUUUAUGGAUAUUUUGAUUACAAUAGCUUUAAAGAACAUUAAUAAUGGACCUUUAGAUAAAGAUUUUGAGUUUUACAUGUCUUGUCUCGUUAGGAGUGUUAUACAUAAGAUCCACUAUAUAAGUAAAAUUAGAGAGGAAAAAAAAAAUGAAAAAGCAUAAAAAUGAAGAAAAAAAAAUCAUUAAUACAUACAUAUUUUUGAAGAGAAGUAUAUUUUAUACUGGACAGAUGGUAUAUUGCAUUCCCUAUCAUCGGGUCACAUCAUAUCUUUGGAUAUAUUUUAUCAUUUGUAAUAAAAUACAACUGAUAGUU